AUAAUGCAUUGAGGGCUUGAGGAAGCGGGGUACAGACCAACACACCAGGUUUCUCACACGCGCACUCUGGCUUAUGGUAUUACAUCAUGUUUUUUAAAUGACUAGCAAUUGGUGUUUCUUAUAGCAGCAACAGCGUAGCCCUCGUGCGCUAGUAGGGCUCGCGCUCUGGACGGAGGCAUGGGGCGACUUGGCCACUUGUGCCAAAUGGAGGAGCUGGAUACUUCAAGCUGCAUCCGAUGAGAAGCUGGAGAACACCGCUAUGGGCGGUGCUGCUCACGGCGCUGCUUUGUUUGGCCCGCUUGAGCUCGGCCGCUCAGGCGGAUUGUGCUGCGACGCUUGAAAAGCUCUCUUUGAGCUGCGAGUCUUCUCCAGCACUCAACGUCAGCGCUGCCCUGGUGGUCGACUACAUCCAGCAGGGCUGCCUACCGGAGUGGGAAGCCAACCAGGCCCCUACCCUGGAGCUCCUUGUGGGCGCUGGUGUGGCGCUGCCGGAAGCUGUGCUGGCACAAUUCCUGUCCGACACGGGCUGGGCGGUGCGGGUCACACCCUGGGAUGAGGCCUCUGGCACAGCGCCGCCUCUUCCCGGCGGUGGUGCUGGCGGAAACAGCAGCAGCAGCAGCAACAUCAACAGCAGCAGCGCGGGGCGCCGGGCCAAAGGGCGUCGCUCGCUCGCAGACGUUGGCUUUGGGUAUGCCAGCACCAGCUCAGCAGCCUCCAGCAACAGCAGCAACAGCAGCAGCAGCGGGGCCCUGAUCUCGGAUCCGGAAUCUGCGGCGUGGCGUGCCGCGCUGGCGCUGUCGUACGACGGCUGGAUCCUGGACGCGCAACUGCUGCCAGGGCUGGGGUACGCGGGCGCCCUGGCACCCCCCUCCCAGCUGCUCGAGCCCCCGGCCGCCUUUGUGGAGCUGCAGCGUGCCACGCCGCCGCAGCUGCGGCUCUACGGCACGUCGUACGAGUACCGUACGGCGGCGCUUCCGCUCGGCCGCAACGGCCUUGUGCUGUACGGCAGCCGGGCGGCGGUGGCAGCGCUGUAUCGCGACCCAGCCAUGCGGCGGCGGCUGGGGCUGGGGCUGGACUCGGCAAGCAAUGGAACCACGGGCACAGGGGCGGGCGGGGACGUGUCGGGCUCUGACGUGUCGCUGCCGCUGGUGUGGAGCUGGGAGCAGCUGGUGGAUGCGGCGGCGGCGCUCAACGGCACUGACGUGGACGGCGACGGCGCCGCCGAGUAUGGCAUCUGCUUGGCGGCGGGGCCCGGCUGCCUGGGCCCGGCGCUUGUACAGGCUAUUGCCGCGUCGUACCUGCAGACGUAUGGCCCCAGCCAGGGGUGGCUGCUGGACACGAGGCGGAUGGUGUGGCGGAUAGAUUCCGCCGGCUUCCGCGCGGCGUUGUGGACGCUGCAGCGGCUGCUUUCCUACGGCCCGCCGGAGCUGGGCGGCGACGGGAGUGGCGGGGCGGGCGCGAACAGGUGGCAGCCGCCGGCGUGCCGCCGGAUGAAUGUGGCGUUUGCUGAGGGGCGCUGCGCGUUUACCAUCCAUACGCUGAGCCAUGUCAAGGCUGCGCUCUCCUGGCCCGGCCGCGACGCCGAGGCGGUACGCGGCACGCGUGUCAUGCUGCUGCCUGGAUCCAGCCGCGUGGACGCGACCUCCGACGGUUGGAUGGGCCACCUGCCGCACCGCGACGGCGGUUACCUGCAGGACUGUACGGCGGCGGACUGCCCGUACGCGGUUACGGUUAGUGGCGGCGGCGCCGCCGCCGGAUCCAACGCCGCCCUGGGCAGCAGCUGGCAGAGCCUGUGGAGCGCGGCAGUAGCAUGGUGGAAGGGCAGCGGCAGUAGCAUUGGCAACGGCACCAGCGCUGGUGGAACCGGGGGAGGAGGCAGCGCACCGGCCGUGAUCAACAUCGCGCCGAUGCCGUACGGCUUCCCCGUAAGCGGCGUCAGCGCCGCCGCGACGGCGGCGCGGCGCGUAGCGGCGGCGCGCCUUUUCGCGACGCUGGCGGCGCCGCCGGCGCAGCUGGCCUUGAUGGCGCAAUCGAACUCAUCGCUUGUGCCGUACCGGCGGCUGUCGCUGGCGCAGUUGCAGGCGCAGGCGGUGGCGGUGGCGGGCGCCGCCGCUGCCGCUGCCGCUGUCGACCUGCGGCAGCUGCGGGACCUUAACGUUGUGGGUGACGUCAUGGACUCGCACCCCAACGCCGCGCCGCCGCUGCGGCUGCCCGGCGCGGAGCGCACAUGGCCCGUGUUGGAGCGAGUCGUGGCGAUCCUGGCAGCCGACUCCGCCGGGCCAUACGCCACGACGGGCCCCAACAACCCCACCGCGGACGACGAGCCGCGCGCGCCCAAGCCGUACGCCUCCCCCGCGGUUGCGGCGGCUGUAGCGUACGCGGCAACGGCGCUGCCGGAGGCUGUAGCAGCGGAGUUCAUCCUGGCCGCCGGCAGUAGCACCGGCGGCAGUAGCAACGGCGGUAGCGACAGCGGUGAUAGCGGCAGCGGCUCCGUGCAGUGGACCGAGCUGUACGGCAGUGCCAGCUUCGCGCCGGCCGGCAGCAGCAGCAGCCCGGCCGCUGCUACAGCCGCUGCCGUGCUGCGGGCGCAGUACCGUGCAUCCAUAUCUUAUCGGGCGCCUCUGGAGGCGCACGCAGACGAGCUACCGGAUCCGGAGUCUUCCAGCAGAGGCAGCGCGCUGGUGGUGGGCCUGUCGGUGGGACUGGGCAGCGCGGCGGCGGCUGGCGCGGUGCUGCUGUGGCUGUGGCGGAGUAGCAGCGGCGGGCUGCUGCGCGGCGGCCGGGCGGGGCUGUUGCAGCGGCUGCUGCGGCCGGGCGGGUACGCGGGCACUGAGGACGACGGCUCGCGCACGCUCAACACAUCUGCCUUCGUCGUGCUGGACAUCCUGGGGCUGUCCGACCCGGCCAUCCCCGACGUCCCGCGCGACGCCGCCCUCCGCCUCUGCCACGACGCCAUCAAACAGCUCGCGCGGCGCUACAACGGCACCGCUGUCGCGCUGCCGGCGACGGAGCUGCCGCCGCCGUACGCUCGUGGCGCGGAGGCAGCGGCGGAUGCGGGUGGUCUGGGAGUGGGCGGCGAGGGCGACGGCAAGAUGCCGGGGCCGUCUGCUGCGUUCGGGGCGGCCAUGAACGCGGAAGUGGCGGCUACGCGCGGCUAUGCGCAACAGAGCUGGGGUGGCCUGACCGUGAGCAGCGGCGUCGCCGGCGGCGACGGCGGCGGCGGCGGCGCCCGCACCAGCGCUCUGAGCUACGGUGCCGGUGGGCUUGGCUUCGGCCCCGGCCAGAGCACAUACUACCCCAGCGGGCAGGGCGGCCCGGGCGUUGCUGGCGGCGGCGUUACCGGCGCCGACGGUACGGCAAUGGCACCGGGCGCGCGGAAACUUUGGACGUACGACAGCGGUUACAUGUCGAUGACGUCACGUGACAUGGACGCGCCGUCGGCGGCGACGCCGUCGGGCACGACCGCCUGGGAGCCGCUGCUGGGGCCGCCGCCGCCGCGGCUGCACGAUGAAGUGGCGGCGGCGGCAAGGUCCACGGCGACGGGCGACGUCGCGGCGUCAACGUCGGCGGCGUCGGGCCCGGGACCGGGGGCGGCAGCGGCCGUUGUACGACAGGGCGAGCAAAUGGACCUGUUCGGCACGAUAUCCUCGUACGAUAGCGACUCGUUGAGCGUCCGAGACGACGCCGCCGAAGCACAGGUUGCUGCUUCUGCUGCCGAAGCCGCCGGCGUGGCGCCAGCUGAUGACGGCGGCGGCGGCGGAGGCUCCGCGGCACCGUGUGGAACACCGCUGGACGCGAUUGCGUUGUCGGCUCGUGGGCUAGUGGGGGCGGCGCUUGGCGACGGGAGCCGCGCACCGCUCGCCGCGAGUGAUAGCUCGCGCUCGCGCUCACGCUCCCGGCCGCAGCCGCAGCUGCUGUCGGCAAUACAAGCCUCGGAGGCGUCUGACACGGUCUCCGUGUGCCUGCCGGGCCCGCCCCUGCCGCCCUUGGACGCGCCGUGGCCCGCCGCACCUGCGGCUCCGGCCCCGGCGGCGGCGGCUGCAUCAUCGGAGAAGGACUCUACCACGGCGCCGCAGUCGUUGAGUCGCACAGGCGAUCGCGGUGGCGGUGGUGGCGGUGGCGGUGGCGGCAGCCACGCGCUCGUACCCGUCGCCAUGCCUACAGGGGCUUCCCGCAGUGCCGGCACUGUCCCUGGCCGCGGCAGCGCGGGACUUGCUGCAGCUGGCGUUGCCGUGGCGGCGUCAUCGCUGCUGCGUAAGCACGUGCGGAAGCCGGUCACCGCCUCCGCCUCGUCCUCCGCCCUGACGGCCAGUCCAACGGCCCCGCGCAGCCACGCAGCACUUCGGCGGCAGCAGACGUCCCGCGCGCUAGGCGGCGGCGGCGGCGGCGAUGGCAGCCUUGGGCCGGCGGCGCCGCCGCCUUCAGGCACGCCGCCCGGUGUUGGCGGCGGCAACAGUGUCCACGUGCUGCUUGCCGGCGUGCGGGAGGCGGUUGGCGACGAGGCGAGCUCGCCCUCGCAUCCUCAUCAGCAGGCACCGACACAGCCGCUGGUGCCGCUGCCUCCACUGCCGUACCCGCCUCCUUACCCGCCGCCGUACCCACAGCCGUACCCGCAGCAGCAGGCCGCGUCAGCGGCCCACCGCACCUUCAGUGCUGAGACGGUGCGGCUAUUGCAGGAGAUGGAGGCCGCCGGUGGCACCGCCGGCGCCGGCGUGGCUGGCGUGGCUGGCGUGCCGGGCGCGGCCGCCGGUGCCAGCCUAGGCGCGAUGCUCCCCACGCUUCACGAGGGUGUGCCUGCUGACGCCGGUGCUGCGGGCGCGCCCAUGCCGCUCUUGUCGCCGCACCUGCCGGGGCUGCCGCCGCGGCCGCCGCUGCAGCUGCCGCCUCGGCCGCCGCCGCCGCCGGUUGCCAUGGCCGGCGGGCGCCUGGGGCGGUCCAUGCCUGCGACACCGCUCGUGGGCUCGCAGCAGAGCCACCACCGCCUCUUCAGCGCAUCGCCGCAGCCGCCGCGGCGGCCGCCGCCUUUCACACCGCUGGUCGGCCACGGCGUCUCCGCGACCGCCACCGCUGGCUUCCACGCAGCCGGCUCGCCGCCUGGCGCCGCCGCCGCGGGCAACGCACUGGCGUCGAUCGCGUCGGCACCGCCGGCGACCACGCGCGGCGGCGCGCUGGCAGCGGCGAUGGCGGCUGCAAAGGCGGCUGCGGGUGGCGGUGGCGGUGGCGGCGGCGGCGGUGCGGCUGCCGCCUCCAUGGCAUCGCCGCAGCCGACGCGGGCGGCACUGAUGUUCAGCUCGGUGCAUGAUGCUGUGUGCUUCUGCGUGCAUCUGCAGGCAAUGUUGACUAAUGCGCGCUGGCCGGCGGAGGUGCUGGAAGCUGCCAGCUGCCAGACCAUAGCAGUGCGGCCACGCUCCGUCGGUGCCGCCGCCGCCGCAGCGGCGGCGGGUAAGGGUGGCGGCGCCGCCGCCAAGAACGCCACCGGCGAUAUGAGCGGCGGCGGCCGGGAGGGUGGCGGCGGCAACGGUGCUGGCGGCGGCGGCAACGGUAGGGACGGCGGCGGCGCUGGCGAGUCCGGUGGCGGCGUGGUGGUGGCGUCGGCGCAGUCAUCGUUUGUCGUGACGUCACCGUCGCCGUUUUCCGCCGCCGGCGCCGUUGACCGGAUGAAAAGCCUCAUCAGCGGAGGGGCGCGCGGCAAGAGCGUCCGGCUGCUGCGCACGCCUAUGUCGCCGCGCCUCGGCGGCGGCAGCGUCGGCGCCCUCCCCAGCCCGGCGCCCAGCCGGGAGCCGAUGGCCGUCGAGCGCUCCAUGCCAAGCGUCAGCCGCUUCGCUCCGCAAGGCGGCGGCGCCGUUGCACUGGCAUCGCCGCAGUUAGGCGGUGGCGGCAGCGCCAGCCCGCGCUUCGGCGGCGGCGGUGUCGGCGGCGGCGGCAUGUAUGGCUCCGACACGUGGACCCCAGGGACGGGCGGCGGGCUCGGCUCGCAGGCCUGCUCCCGCGCCGGCAGCGUCACCGCCGCCACCAGCGGCGCCAUGCACCACCUGUACGGCACCAGUCCUGCCGGCGCCGGCGGCGCGAUGGGCGCGGUCGGCGGCGGCGCUGUGGGUGGCGGCGCGGGGGUUGCGCCCGGCGGCGUGCCCGGCAGCGCAACGCCGCGGUCGCCGCUGGGCCCCAGCUCUCAGCCCGCGGGCGCGGGUGGUGCUGGCGGCGGUGCUGGCGGGCCGGGUGUGCUCGUGUCGCGGCUCGGCAGCGCAGGCGGCUACUAUCCAGCCGCCGGCUCUUCGUAUGGGAGCAGUGGCGCCGGGAUGCUGUACGGCUCUAUGCCAUUACCGCCGCCGCUGCCUGCCGGCGCCAUGGCGGCAGAUGGCGCCGCCGCCGCCAAUGGAGCGCUGAUGCUGUCGCCAGCGGCGCAGCGCGCCGCCGCCGCCGUCGCCAGGCUUAGCUCGCAGCAGCGGGCGGUGCAAUGGCGGCUGGCAGGGCGCGGCUCUGUUGAGAGCGGCACUGCGUACGGCGGCGGCGGUGCUGGCGGCGCCGCCGGCUCGGAGGGAAGCCCCUCCUCGGCGUCCUACAGCGCGACGACCGCUGCCGCGUCGGGCGUAGCCGGUGGCAGCCGCCUUGCGGGCGCCAGCGGCGCCGCUAUGCCGGUUGGGCUGUUCUCGGCUGCCGCGUACCGGGGCGCGGUUGCGGCCAUCGGCGGCGGUGGCGGCGGCGGCGCGCCCAGCGGCCGGCUGGGCCACGGCCUGUACCACUCCGUGCUGGCGUCUGCGGUGCCGACAGGAAACAGCGAAGCCUCGGAGCAGCUGUUGCGAAUGGGCACGGCGGGCGGCGUCACGGAUUUAGUCAUGGGUGAUAUGGAGCUAGACACAGCGGACAUGGCGGAUCCCGCCGCUGCAACCGCCGCCAACGGCAGCGCUGGCGGCGGCGGCGGCGGCGCCGUUGCGAUGGACGCGCUGCAGAGCGCCGCCGCCGCAGCCUGGGGCUCGCCCACUGGCGCCCUGGCGGCGGCGGCGGCGGCGGCGGGCGCGGCGGCGGCGCCGGCGCCAAGGACGUCGUCGGCUGCGCGCGUUGUGGACACGUCAGCAAUCACGCUGGCUGCGGCGGUUGCCGGGCUGGCGGGCGGCGGAGUCGUGGACCCUGGGGCUGAUGACGGCGACGACGGUAUCGAGAUAGGUGACGGCCUGGGAAAUGCGAUGACGGGCAUUGAAAUAGGCGAUCCCGACGCCGACGAGGAAGACCUCGAUUCUGUCCAGGGCCUUGGAGAGCUAGGAGAGGAGGAAGACGACGGCGCAUUCGAGGACGAGGACUCGCAAGCACGGCUGCAGGGCUCAUUCAGCAUGCGACGCGCGUCAGCCACCGCCGCCGCGUUGCUCUCAACGUCGCUGGGCGGCGGCGCCACUAGCAGCGGCGGCGGCAACAGCGGCGGCGGCAACAGCGGAAAUGGCGGUGGCAUGGGCGCCGGCAGGGCCGGGCCGGGCCCGGUUGCGGAGGCAAGUGAGCACGACCGUAACAGUGACGGCGCGCAGGCGGGCGCUACAGGCUUCGACCCGGCGCGUGGGCCGGCCGUGGCGGCCGCCGUGCGCCGCGCGCUGUUGUCACAGGUCAGCGGCUUCAACGGCCGCGGCGCCGGCGCGGGCGCCGGUGUACAAGCGGGCAGAAUUCUGAACGGCGGCGGCGGUGGCGGCAGCGAUGGCGGCACGCCUGCCUCGGCGCCACGCCGCCGCAUGCGGCCCAACCUGUCUGUGGAGCUGCCCGCAUCAUCACCGCCAGGCAGCGACGCUGACACACUCGAGACCGUGAUGCCUGACGCCGGCGCCGGCGGAGCUGGCGGCGGCACGCUGACCGCGCCGGGGGCUGCACAGCCGCCGGCGCAGUUCGGACCCUCGCGUGGCGCCACGGUGCCAGCCACAGCCGCCGGGCCCUUCAGCACCGCCAGUGCUACAGCCUGGCUCUUCCGGCAGCAGCUGCUGCAGCAGCAGCUACAGCUCGGAAGCCACGCCUCCACCGACGCUUCCUCUGCUACAGCCGGCGGCGGCGGCUACCACCAAUCCAUGCCGCUGGCGCAGUAUUCAUUUGGAGUGUUUGGGGACGGCUCGGAGGCCGGCGGCGGCAGUGGCAUGGCCGCGGGCCCAGUCAGCGCCAAUCUUGUCAAGCUGCCCGCGCUGCGCGCCAGCGCCGGCAGCGGCGGCGGCGGCGCCAGCCCUCUGCCUGGCGGCGGCGCAGCCGCAGGCGCGGGGCUGUAUGACGGACUGAUGGGGCCGACAGUUGCGGCAGUAGCGGCGGCGGCGGCUGGCAGUCCGCACUUUCAGCAGCAGUCGGCUGGUAUCACGGCUGGCGCCGCCGCCGGGCCGGCGCCGCCGGGGACGGUGCGCAGCUUCGGCGAGCAGGUGCGGAUGACCUUCGAGACGAUCGAGUGGACGUCGGAGGAGCGCGGCGAGGAGGGGGUCACCGUCAUCUUCAGGGGCCCCCGGAUCGUGUGCGGCAUCAGCACGUGGCAGUACGGCGACGACGAGCCGUGCGACUACCAGCCGUACGACCCGGCAGAUAACGAGGCCGACGCCGAUGCCGCUGACGCCGCCAUCCGCGGCCGCCGCGGCCGGCUGGACGUGCCGGCAGCGGAGGCCGAUGGCGGCGCCGCCGACAGUGCGGCGGCAGAGGCGGCGGUGGCGGCGCCAGUGGCGCCAGCGGCGGCGAUGGCAGUGGGCUCAGCGGCAGUGGAGGGUCACUUUGCACGGAGCACCCUUGAGGCGGCCAUGGCUGACGGUUUGGCGCCGCCGGUUGCUGCCACAGCGGGUACGGCCGGAGGUGGCGGCGGCGGCGGUACGGCGGCGGUGGCGGCCGAUGGUUACACGUUCGGCAAUCCGCUGUUUGGCGGCUCGGGUCCUGUUGCCGUCGCCGCCGCCGCCGCCGCCGCCCGCGACGGCGGCGGCCUGUCGGCCGACGGCAUGCUGCUCAUGCCGCCAGGCGCCGCCGCCACCCUGACUGAGUCGCUGCGCUCCGCCGCCACCACCAUGGUGGGCGGCGGCGGCGGCGGCGGCGGCGCGUACUCGGCCUCCAUCGGUGAGGCCUCCUCACAUCCGGUGCAGGGAUUUAUCAGCGCCGGCAACAUGGGCGGCGCCGCUGCUGCUGGCGGCACCGCCGCCGGCCGCGGCACGGGCUCAGGUGUCCUGCCUGGCGCCGCCGCCGCCGCCGCCAGCACGUCCAUAUUAGGAUUCGGCAUGCUGGGUGGCACUGGCUACCCCAGCAGCAGCGGCCUGCUACCUGUCACCAUGGCGGCGCUGCCCACGCCACAGGGCGGCGCCCGUUAUACGCCCGGGGCAGCUGGAGGGGGCGGCAGCGCCAGUGUCGGCGGCUUCAGCGGCGGCAUCGUGGGCCUUGGCGGCGGCAGCGCCGGCGCGUCUGAGUACGGCAUGUUGCCGUACGGCAGGAUCGCCGCCGCCGCCGGCGGCACUGGCAGCGGGCUCAGUGACGCCGCCGCCGCCGCCGCGGCCCUGGAGCGUUACGGCUUCGACUUUAACACCAUCGGCGGCGGCGGCGGCGGCGGCGGCGGCGGCGGCCCAUUGGCGCCGCCAUUAGCUCCGGUGGUGGCGGCGGCCCCGCCGCCGCCGGCGGGCGGCCCGUACCUUGCGGCGAUGGUCACCGCGAAGAGGAGGCAGAGGCGGCGGCUGCCGGCGCCUUUGCGGCGCGCGUUGGCGAUGUGCGAGGCGGGUCAGGGCGGGUUCGUGCUGCUGGACGGGCCCACAUACAGCUCCACCAGUCAGGAGAUGCUGCAGGAGCAGUGCAUGAUCCUGCACAUUGGCGACUACCUGCUCCACGGCGCCAGCACCGCCGACUACCUCCAGCUCCGAGACGGGGCCGACGGAGGCGCUGCCGCCAACGGCGUCCCCAGCAGCGCCUACCGCCGCGCCGCCACCAGCGGCCUGGCGGGCGCUGGCGGCGGCGCGCCGCCGCUGCUGCUGACGCAGCCCUCCUCGGGCGCGGCCGCCGGCGAGCCGCCGCUGGACUUGUACCUGGCACUGGACUUCGCACACCUGGCGCGGCUGUGCUACCUGCGGCCGCUGGCGGGCGCGGAGCAGAUGAGCCUGGGGCUGCUGUCGGCGCCCGUCAACGCCGCCUCCAUCUGCUUCACAAUCGUGGUGGGCAUGCAGACUCUGCUGGCCUGGAACAAGGAGGCGGCCAAGGAGGCUCUGGCGGUGCUGCGCGCGGCGGCGCUGCCGGCGCUUCUGCGGCACGGAGGAUACCUGGUUGAGGACGCCGACGGGCUGCUUCUGACCGCCUUCCCCAGCAGCCGCGCCGCACUGGCCUGGGCGCUGGAGUGCCAGGCGGAGGCGAAGCACCUGGACUGGCCGGACGAGAUCCUGGACCAUGCGCUGUGCGAGCCUGUGUACGUGAAGGACGAGGAAGACGAUCUGGACGGCGCCGCCAUCACCGCCACACACAACGCCAGCACCAGCGCCGGCUACACGCCCCCCGGCGGCGCCACCGGCACUGGCACAGGCACAGGCACCGGCGUCGGCUCCAGCCCCUUGCCCUCGCUGCAGCUGCCGCAGCACUACAACUCAAUCCUGGGUGGCGGCGGCAGCGUGGCGGCGGCGCCGGCGGCGCCGCCUUCGCGGGGCCCCAGCGCGGACGGCGUAAUGCGGGCCCCAGGCCGCAGGUUCAGCGGCGGCGGUGGACGCCACCUCGUGUUCAGGGGCCUGCGCUUCAAGUCGGGGCUGGACUGCGGCGACGUACUGGCGCGCGUGCACACCACCACCGGCCGCAUGACCUACCGCGGCAGGGUCAUGAACCGGGCGGCGCGCAUCGCGGGCCUGGCCACGGCGGGGCAGGUUCUGUGCAGCCGCGGUCUGUGGGACGACAGCGGACUGGAGACGCAGCCGGAUCUGGAUCCAGCGGCCCUGGCGGUUGGCGAGAGCUGCGGCGAGGUGGCGCUCAAAGGCCUGGCCGCCAAGAUGGAGGUCAUCAACUGCAUCCGCGUCCUGCGAGCCGACAUGCUGCUCCACCAGCACAAGGCAGCAGCCACCGCCGCCGCGGCCGCCGCCGCCGCCGCCGCGCUUUCCGCCGCCGGCAACGCCAUCAGCGGCAACUUUGCCCAGCUCUCCAUGCUCUCCACCUCCACCAGCGUCGAGGCCCUCCACUCGCUCGUCAGCGCCACUGCGCGUGCUGCCGCGGCGGCGGCGGCGCUGUCGCGCCACCAGACCGGCGCCGGCCAGGAACUGGCGCCGUACGAUCUGGGCGCAGCUAGCGGCGGCGCGGCCCCGGUGGUGCCGUCCGCAGGGCCGGCUGGCGCCGCCGCGUUGCUUGCAGCGUCGCCGCUGGCGAGCGCCGCCGAUGUCGACGCCGACGGCGGCGGUGGCUCGCUGGGGGCGAUGGAGGUACGCACGGACGGAGCGGGUAUGGUGCUGAUGCAGGCAGUGCCGCUGCUGUCGGACUCGGAGAAUGACUCGGACGGCGGCGGCGUGAGCCGGGCCUCCGCCGCCGCCGCUGCCGCCGCCAGCGCGCGGCGCGCCGCCGGCGGCGCACUGGGCAGGGCUGGGCCGGCGCUGCGGUCGCGGCACUCGGUCGGCGGUACCGCCGGCGCCGUCUCUGGCGGCGCCGCCAUCGCGUCGCGGUACGGAUCUGGCGGCCGGCGGCACCUGGUAACAUUUGACAGCACGGACAUUGCGGCGGCGGCGGCCAUGGCGGCGGCGGGCAGCUUUGGCGGCCGCGGCACCAGUGCUAACGGUGGCGGCGGUAGCGCACUGGGGCGCGUCGGCAUCGCUCGUAGCAGCGUCCCUGCGCGGACUGCCUCCCGCGCCUCUGGACCGGGCGCGCACCCCGGCGCCUCUAAAGCAGGCGGCGGCAGCGCAAGCGGCGCCAAGGACCCGGCCAUGGCGGCGGCGGCCGCCGCCGCCGCGGCGGCGAAAGCAGCGGCGGCGCGCGUACGGCGUGCCAGCCUCAUGUCCACUCAGCAGUACAUGGAGCGUGUGGGUGCUGGCAGUGGCGUGCCUGGUGGCGGCCAUGGCGGCGGCGGCAACGCCGGCGCCGUGGCGGCGGCUGCCGCCGCCGCCCUGGCGCGGCCGUCUGGCGGCGCCGCCGGAAUGGGCAUGGCGCCGAUGCUUCUGGGCAGCGAGGAAGACAGCAUGGCGGAGCGAUUGGCGGCGGAGUACAGCAGCGGCGCCGGCAGCGACGGCGGCGCCAGUGACGGCGAUGGCAUUGGGUUUGACUGCAGCGACCGGGACGACGACGCCGACGGCGGCGGUGGCGGCGGCGGCGGCGGCGGCGAGCGCGGCUCUGCUGGCGCCGCCGGCGUCGCUGCGCUUCGCGGCAUGCUCCGACACAAGCGGUCCAGUGCCGUACGGCUACCCGGUGCAGCCGCCACGGGCUCUGGAUCCAUCCCAUCGGCCGCCCCUGCAGGCGGCGGCGCCGCCGCCGGUACAGCUAUGGGCGGUGACGCCGCCGCCAGCCGCCUGCUUGCGGUGACGGCGGCGGCCAAGCUGCGCAAGGCCGUGAAGCACGCGGUCAUGCGCUCUGGCGGCGACGACGAGCUGGAAGACGAGCUGAUUGGCGCCGCCGCCGGCGCCGGUGCCGGGGGCCUGGCGUCGGGGGCAGGCGGGCACGGCAACGCGCGCGCCGCAUUGACGGCGGCAGCAGCAGCGGCGGCGGGCGCCAGCGGUACCGGGGCUGCAUCGAGCCGGCGGCGGCCGCCGCAGCGCCGCCCCACGGAGACGGCGAAGGCCGUCGGCGGCAGCAUCUUUGACCGCCUGCGCAACCUGGCGAGUCCAGCGGCGGCCGCCGCCGGCGGAGACGCCGCCGCCGGCGGGGACGCCGGAGCCGCAGGCACUGGCGGCAGCGGCGGCGCCAAGUCGCCUCCGGCGGGGGCUCUGGGCAAGAGCAAGAGCAUUCGGCAGCGGCUGGGCUUUGGCCUGGGGUUGGGACGCACCAGCGCGGGCCGACGCCACGGGGAGGAGGAUGAGGACGACGAGCUGGAGGAGACCUACCGGCCCCAAGCCUCAGCCGCGUCGGAAUUCUUUCCCUCGCGCGCCGCCUCCUCCGCACGACUCUCAUAUGCCCGCGCGCGCCUGCGCGCCCUGCCUGGGUCCUUUAGCCGCGGAGAGCUGCCGCCGCCACCUGGUUCUCCCGGCAAUCUGCGGCAGCCCGGCAGCGGCGGCGGCGGCGGUUUGCUCAGUCCCGACAGCCGCCGGGGCGGCAGCCGUGGUGGCUUGGCGGCGGCGCCGUCGGCAGCGGGGGAGCUGUCGCCGAUGCGAUCCUUUGCAUCCAUGUCCAUUCUGCGACACGGGUUGCUCGGAGGAGGCGAUGGCGGAGGAGGCGGUGGAACUGGCGGUGGUGGCGCAGGCGCAGGGGCUGGAGGCGGCGGAGGCGGAGGCAGCAUGCUAGGCAGUGGGCUCAGCUUCCGCCGUGGCGCGUCGCUGUUGCAGACGUCGGUGCUCACCACCACGGACGUAUCUGGGGAUGCCAACGCCAGUGGCGCCGCCACGCCUGCCAUUGGUGGCGUCGCCGACGGCGGCCCCAGCGGCGCCGCCAGCCGGCGUGGCACCGCCAACGCCAUGCUGCCGAUGUCGCUGACGCAGCAGCACCUGCGCACCUCGCCGAGUGACCUCCACAGCUCCGGCGCCGCCGCCAGCCCCGUACGGCAGCCGCCGCAGGUGCCGCCGGCGGCGGCUCGGCUGGUCACCGUACAGCAGCAGCAGCACCUGAGCUCGUAUGGGAUUCUUGAGGACGACGACGAGGAGGUGGAAGACGACUCCAACCUCACGGCUACAGAUGUACUGCUGAGGUCGGGCGGCGCAGGAGCCUUCCGCCUCCACCACAUCGGCACUGCCAGCGGCGCCGCAGCCUCCCCCGCGCGGGAGCCACCCACGACGCCGUCAGGGCAGGCGGCAGCGGCUGGGGCGGCGGCGGCGCCGUCGCUGACCAACCGCCUAGCCUCCUUAACCACCUCCUUCCUCCGCCGCGGCAAGCCGCCCACUCCCACGCAGACGCUGCCCGCGCAAUCGCAGCUUCAGCCCCCGGCGCCAAUGCAGCUCAGUCCGGGCCCUCGGCUACAGCCGGCAGCGGCGUCGGCUACAGCAUCGCAGGGGCAGGCGCUGUUGGUGUCAGUCAACGCACGCACCACACCGGCAUCGCCGGGCGGUCAUGCCAUGCACGCGGACACGCACAGCACGCACAGCAUGCUGCUGGACACAUCCAGUGGCGGCAUCGCGGCGGCGGCGGCGAGAGCCGACACGCCGCCGCCCGCCACGGAGCCAGGCGCAAAGGCAACAGCCGCCGCCGCCGCGGCGGCGGCCGCAUUCCGACGCGGCUACGUCCAGGGGCCGGCUCCUCUUCCGUCCGGUGGAAGCCUGCCGCCGGGCCUGCUAGGCGGGGCGACCGCCGUCGCCAUCAUCAGUGGUGGCGGCGGCGUUGGGGGCGGCGGAAGCCCGCUGAUGUCGCGUCUGGGCUUGGCCAGCUCAUUCACCGCUGCUUCGUCAGACACACGGGGUCAGGCGGCGCACCCAGUGCCCGCCGGGCAGGUUAAGGAGAAGGAGGCAACGGCGCUGACGGCUGGCCGCGGCCGGCACAACACGGCUACCGGCAUCAUUCCCGCUGGCGCCACCGUCGCCCCCGCGGGCUCGCUGCGCCGGACGUCGGUGGCGGCGGUGGGGUCACCCGGCCCAGGGACCGCCGCCACACACCACCAUCACCAUCAUCAGCACAUGCUCUUCCAGGCGCACUCGUCGCACCUCAGUGCCUUGAUGGCUGCGGCGGCGGCGGCGGGGCCUGCCGCAUACGAAGUCAUCGGCGUCGGCGCACGUGGGCUCCGCAGCGGCGGUGGCGGCGGCGGCGACACAGUCCCCGCGGCCCGCAGCCGCACAUCCUUCCGUCGCAGCUCCACCAUCGCCGCCCUUGCUUCCGGCACAAGCGCCCACGCCCGGGCUCGAUCCGGCGACCUGCGUCACAACAUCAGCGGCCCCGGCUUGGCGCCUGCCGCCGCCACCGCCGCCGCCGCCUCAGCCACUGGCGACGGCUACGCGCGCGCCCAUAGCGCCGUCGGCCUGCCCGGCGGCCGCCGCGGUGUCGUGGCGUCGGCGGCGGUGACUCCGGUGCCGUCGACGCCGAAUGUGCGCUCCGGGUCCCAAGGCGACCCAAACAGCAGCAGCGUGCCCGGUGCCGCGGGCGGAGCAGGUGGUGGCGGCGGUGCGCUCAACAGCUUCUUCUCCACCAUCCACAACUUCCUGGGCUUUGGGCCAGGCGCCAGUGGCGGCGGCGCCACCGCCAGCGGCGCCGCAGGAGGCGCGCUUGCGAGCGUCGAGGGUCACGGCCACGACAUGCCUCUGACACGUCAGCACAGCGCCCUACCGCACUCCAGCCCAGUCCGUUCCGGCGUCGGUGGCGGUGGCGGCGCCGGUGGCGGCCCGCGCGCGAGCGCUGUCGCUGCCGGCGGCCGGCAGCGCUCCCACCGCUCGCCUGCUGCGGGCGGCGAGGCUGCCGCCCUGUUCGCAUCCGGCUCCGUCACGGUGGCCUCCGCAGCUGCCAUGGCCGCAGCCGCUGACGGCGCCGCUUCCGCCGGCACGCUGGCGGGCUCGGCUCCGGCGCCGCUGGCGGCGCGUCAGGCGCGGCGGCGCUCGGUGAUCGAGGUCAGCGGCAAUGUGAUGGUCCUCAACGCCGGCGCCACCUACGCCUUGGGCUGGCAGCUUGAGCCCCAGGGCACCGGCGCUCCUGGAGCCCCCGGCGGUGGUGGCGGGCCCGGUGACGCGGGUGAACAGCAGUCGCCCCGCCGCCGGCGCAGCCAGCGACUGGUCGACGACGCUCCUGGCGGCGUGUUUGGCGGCGGCGGUGGUGGCCUGUUCGGCCGGGCAAAGUCCGGAGAGAAGGAGCGGGGCUUCUCAUCAAUGCGGCGGCAGUUUUCCCGCGGAGUGUCUGGGACGCUUGGUGGCAGCGGCGGUGGUGGCGGCGGCGGUGGGCUGCCGGCCGCGAAGUCCGCGACGUUGCCAUCGGCUGCCAGCGUUGCAAGCCCGGCGGCGGCGGCGGCGGCGCGGAUGGCGGCGGCGUCAAUGGCGGCGGUGGCGGCAGCUGGCGGCGGAGUUGCCGGUGUGGACGUCCUGGCGAUCCCGUCCAGCGAGCUGCCGGUGAGCGGGGAGCUCUUUUCACCGGCGACGGCGGCGGCUGUGCCGCUGGCGAGCGCCACAGGUGGCGGCGGCGGCGGCGGCGGCGGUGGGCUGACGUGGCUAGCCCGUGGGCUGAGUGGCAUGCUGCUGCAGCGGACCAACAGCGGCCGCGCACACGGCACCGUCGCGCCCGCGCCAGCGCCCUUCUCCAAUGCCAGUGGCAAUGGCGCUGCAGCCGGCGAGGGCGGCAGCGCAGCCGCCGCGGCGCAGGUGUCGCGGUGGGUGAGUGCAGGCGGCGGCGGUGGCGGCGGUGACAGCUCCUACGUCGUAUCCGUCACAGCGGCGGCCGCCGCGUCUGGUGGUCUGGUGGCGGCAGCUACGCCUGGUGGUCUGGCGUCCAGCGGCACUGGUCUGCCUGGUGGUCUGCCGGACAGCGGUGAUGUCCCCUCGGCGCAGUCGGAGCUGGCUUCUGGCGUAGGCAGCGGCGGCGGCGGGGGAGGCGCCGGUCACGGUGGCGGAUUGGGAGGCAGCCGGACGGCCACCGUCGGCGUUGCAAAGUCAACUCGCAACCCGCUGAACAGCGAGCUGAGCGGCGCAGGCAGUGCGGGGAUGGAGGGCGGCCGCGGCAGAGGUGGAGGCGGAGGCAGCCCGGGCAAGAAGUUGCGGCGGCGUGGGAGCGGGCGCAGUAGGGACGGCCAUAGCAGCAGCGGCGGCGGGGCUAGCACCGGUGCCACUGCUGCACACGACAGCCCUGACGAGGCUGCGUAAGGCUCGUCCGUGUCACGACGGCCGGGGCGAGUUCAAAGUUUGGAGAUUGCUGGUUGGGACACUGAGCAUUGCGCACCGCUUAUCCCGCAUACGCACACGCACAUACACAGACUUGUGCGCUUCCUUUAUCUUGUGCCCGCUAAAAUCGCUGAAGCAGGCAUUUUGGUUGCACCAAGUGCACGAUGCAUUUUGUUUGCAAGGCUGGUACGCUGAGACGAGCAGAGCACGUGCGUUAGCGCCGUGAUAGUAUAUGGCACAUCGCGCAGGCAACAUGACAGGCCCCGUAUAAGUCGGACACGUGACACGUCAAGCCACACCGCAGUACGUCCUGUGACACACACUGACGCGGCCAGAUGCAACAGAAAGCGGUUGGGUGGCGCUGCAUUGAAGGUAACCGCAAGGUGCAUCAAUGGCACCUUCGUGCAUUAGUAACGAUGGUGAAGGAGAGAGAACUAGUAGCAUGCUGCACCUGAGCCGUCCAUGCUGCUUGCGCGUGGCACGUACACUCAACCACCGCUGCUUAAGUACUAGGGCUGGGAGGGAAAGACUCGCAGUGGCAAGCCUGUUUGCCACUAUAUGCUGCAUGUGAUCAUUGCACUUGAGGACUUUCAAGGAGGUGAUUGGGCAGUCGCGUUUGCAGUGGCAUAAGAGAUUGACAGCGCGCGCCAUGCAUUCCAGGCGGCGGUGCCAAUGGAGCGAGAAGGGCUGUGGGAUUGAUCUGCUACCGGGAUUUGCAACUUCAAUGCACUGGACUCACUCUUUCUUGAUGGCUCAUACCUUGUUUUGUGUGCUUCCUUUGUGUAUUAAGCGUUGCGUAUUGAAGAAUGACGAGAGGGAUUUGCGGCGCUGUCAGCACCUUGCGAAUGCGGAUCUACUCUUCGCCAGCAAGGGUGCGCAGUGCGACAUGCACCCUUUCUGUUCCCUUAGAGAGCACACAAGGGAAGGAGGUGCGUGGUGCCGUGUUUGCGUUACCGGCCUUUGUCUUUCUGAGAGGCGGCAUCGAUGCAUGCUCUGCCGUACAUGAGAAACCCAGGGGUUAUUAGUGAUAUCAAGGGAAUGCCCCGCACGUGCUUCGAAGUUUGGACUCGACACUGCUGUCUGUUGGACCGCCGCUCGACCGCCUGCACAGGCACGAUGCAUACGGUAUGCUGCCGCUGCAACUAAGGCAAUAACGUGUUGCGCUAGUGAGCAAGCGAGUGGGGGGCAUGAGGAGCUGCGGGGAGGAGGGCAGCGGGAGAAGGCAUGCGGACCCCAUUGAUACGGUAGUCAGUCAGGUGGAAGAUGCGGCCGGCCGAAGCUGGGUGCUGGGUGAGUUGCGGGCGUUUGUGCGGGGGAGAAGACCGUGAGUGUAGAGGCAUAGGCUGCAGGUGGACAGAAAGGAAAGGUCACGGAUGGACGUCGUGAAGGGGCCAUCUCGCUUGCUGCAUCCAUCGUGUGGACAGCGUAACAUCAGUGUGUAAUAGAGAAGAUGU
This is a messenger RNA of Chlamydomonas reinhardtii, 18316 nucleotides long. RefSeq lists its product as uncharacterized. The record is from RefSeq and is a predicted model, not a curated record. NCBI's taxonomy places the organism in Eukaryota, Viridiplantae, Chlorophyta, Chlorophyceae, Chlamydomonadales, Chlamydomonadaceae. The transcript is spliced from 18 exons. Bases 237 to 16844 code for a protein of 5535 amino acids.